Seminavis robusta is the source of this 1398-nucleotide messenger RNA. The record is from the annotation of a GenBank genome assembly. NCBI's taxonomy places the organism in Eukaryota, Bacillariophyta, Bacillariophyceae, Naviculales, Naviculaceae.
AUGAGAGUUCCUGCUGAACAAGCUACUAGUACGGCAGCUGCCCCUUCCCCAACUCAUGGCACUACUGGUAGUAGUACUGUCUCUACCAAUGGUAGCCAGCCCAAGCCCAAGCCCAAGCACAGUAGUAGUAAGCCACUGAAGAGUGUGAAGAAGAGCAUGAAGCACGCAGCGUCGUUACUGAUUCCUUCGGACCAUGACUACCGUUGGGAAGAGUUGCAAGAGAUUGAGAAACGACGACGCGCGAUUUUGCAGAACGUGGAAGAACCAACGUGGAAAGUGUUGCUUCACUGGGACGGCACGGUGCUGCGCAUUCUAGCUUGGAAUCCACUGCUGUGGAUCACCAUGGCGACCUAUGUCUGCGUGCGGCUGUUUGCCAGGGAUCUCAUUCCAGAGUACAUGGGCCAAAUGACGUCGGAUAGUAUGACGGUGCUGGGCGGAUUCUUGUCCUUCUUUCUCGUCUUUUACGUCAAUCAGAACCACAAGCGCUUCUUUGGACUCUACAGCGAUAGCAUGGCGUGCAAGGGACGCAUCUUUGAUGUCGCCACUCUGGCGGUCAACACUCUGCCCUUUCAACAAGCGCACAGGCUUGUCAGGUACAUGAAUGCUGCACAUGCUGCAGGAUAUGUAGGACUCAGCGAAAUAUAUCCAAGCAAGUCCUACUUCAAACACAUCAACCAACACCUAGGAUUGCUCACAGAGGAGGAACAAGCCAGAUUGAAUGACAUCAACCUAGACAUGGGAGGAUCCUGUAACCGAGAAAUCAUUGUCUGGUGCAUUCGAGAAAUUCAAACAGCAAGGGCCAAAGGACUGCUAGAUCCGGAACUUGCCAAUCAAUUUCGAGAGCAGAUCCUCAAGCUGCGAGCCAGCCUUGGAAAACCAUACGAUGCCAAAGAUCUUCCCAUUCCCUUCUUUUACGUACAUUUCAUUUGCCUCUUGACAACCUUGUACUUGCCUCUAUUUGCCGUCACAUCCGCCAUGGAAGCAGGCACGGGAGAAGAAACACAUUGGUCGGCUGGAAUCAUCAAGGGACUCGUCGUACUCCUGCAAGCCAUUUUCGUCAUUGGGUUGCGUGUUCUGGGACAGAAAAUGAGUGAUCCAUACGGAGAUGACUUGAUAGAUUUGUCCGUCAUGUACUACGUACACUUUACAUGGACACAUUCCAAUCGCAUUCUAAAGAGCCACUUUCCAGAAGAAGCAUCCACACUGGUGGAAACGGAUCUCGUAGAACAGAGACCAGAGUCGGUCGGAAAAGCCUGGGAACCACAAAAGGAAACACAACAAUCCACUACCGGGACGGCCACUGCCACGGAUCACCACAGUGUCUUCACCACCAGCACUGACAGCUCCAACAUCUGCAGUAGGAUUAUCCGCAAUCCGCAAAUCAAGUCAUUUGUCUAG